AUGGCCGCGUGCGGGGCCAGGCCGCCCUUCGCGCAGGUGCGGAGCCGCUGGGGCCCGGCCUGGGCCGGAGCCCGCCCGAGCUGCUCGGCGUCCCCCUGGGGGGCCCUGCGCCGCGCGCUGCUGCCGCCCGUCUGCCAGGCGGGACACCCCUUGCUGCGGGCGGCGGCUGCCGCCGUGGACCCCGCGCUCAUCGCCAGCGCCGACGUGCAGCGCCUGAUCCGGACGCUGGUGCGGGUGAUGCGGCGGCUGCCGUGCGUGGGGCUGAGCGCGCCCCAGCUCGGGGUGCCCCUGCAGCUCUUCGUGGCCGAGCUCCCCGAGCGGCUGCACCUGGCGACCAGCCCGAGCCUGCGGGAGGCCCGGCAGAUGGCCCCGUUCCCGCUGAAAGUGUUCGUGAACCCGGCCAUGCGGGUGCUGGACUCCCGCCUGGUCUCCUUCCCCGAGGGCUGCGCGAGCAUCGCGGGCUUUGCCGCCUGUGUGCCCCGGUUCCAGGCGGUGCAGGUGUCAGGCCUGAAUGAGGCAGGAGAUGCCGUUUCUUGGCAGGCAAGCGGGUGGGCAGCCCGCAUCCUCCAGCAUGAGAUGGACCACCUGCAGGGCAUCCUGUACAUCGACAAAAUGGAGAGCCGGACCUUUGUGAAUACAUGCUGGACGGAGCUGAAUGACUGAGCCCCUCACGUGCUGCAUCAUGGACAGCUGGACUGACUGGCUUAGGUUGGGGUGUGCCCUCCACUCUGACCAAGGGCACGAUGGCUGUGCUGGGAGUCUCUGGCAGCAGGUGGUAGCUCUCCCACCGACAGCAAGGGAAAUAAAUGUGUUCCACAGCUCA
This is a messenger RNA of Gopherus evgoodei (Goodes thornscrub tortoise), 823 nucleotides long. It is a transcript of the gene PDF, whose product is annotated as peptide deformylase, mitochondrial. Gene Ontology annotation, molecular function: peptide deformylase activity. Gene Ontology annotation, cellular component: mitochondrion. Gene Ontology annotation, biological process: N-terminal protein amino acid modification; peptidyl-methionine modification. The record is from RefSeq and is a predicted model, not a curated record. The transcript has 2 exons. NCBI's taxonomy places the organism in Eukaryota, Metazoa, Chordata, Testudines, Testudinidae. Bases 1 to 663 code for a protein of 220 amino acids.